AUGACGAGCGAGCCGGUUCACUUCUACGGUCGGAAUAAACCGUUUAAUGAAUUUAGUAAUUUUCACGAAGCUCCCAUUGAAUUGGAUGGAUACACAUGGCCAACGACUGAACAUUAUUUCCAAGCACAGAAGUUUGUUCACGAUCAAGAACAUUAUCUACAUGUCUUGAACUUACCCGCUCCACGUGCGGCAUUUAAUUACGUACGAACGUAUAAAUCUUUCGUUCGACCUGAUUGGGCAGAUGUAAAAGAUGAAGUUAUGCUUAAAGCUUGCAUGGCUAAGUUUGGACAACAUAAAGAACUGAAAGACUUAUUAUUGUCAACUGGUGACCGACUUUUAGUCGAACAUACGGAAAAUGAUUCUUAUUGGGGAGAUGGUGGCGAUGGAAGCGGAAGAAAUCAAUUGGGCAUUACUUUAAUGAAAAACGGAUUUUCAACAGAAAUUCACGAACGUGUGGCAGCUUUUGGUGACGCUGGAGGUUCAUUCGCAUUAUAG
Messenger RNA from Adineta ricciae, 495 nucleotides. The record is from the annotation of a GenBank genome assembly. Lineage: Eukaryota; Metazoa; Rotifera; Eurotatoria; Adinetida; Adinetidae.